CGACUUACUCCAAUCUGUAAAAACCCUCUUCGAAACGUCAGGUGACAAUGAUUCUUGUUGAUUUGUAAAUAGUUUUAAUACUGUCAGAAAUUAUAAUUAGUUCUAAAUAAUUACCUUGACUGCAAAAUGCUGAAACCAAAAGCUUUAACGCAGGUCUUAAGCCAGGCAAAUACAGGAGGAGUAUCUAGCACUCUACUUUUAAACAGAGAAGGGACACUCUUAGCAUAUGCUGGUUAUGCAGGUAAAGAUGCUAAAUUGAUUGCUGCCAUUACCAGCAACAUUUGGAUGGCAUAUGAAAAAAAUGGCUGCCCUGCCUUUAAUUCUGAAACACUAAAAUUUAUUAUAAUUGACUGUGAAGAGGGCAUUGUUGCUGUAACAGGUGUUGCCAAUCUCUUGCUGUGUUUGCAAGCAGAUGCAAAAACAGACUUGGGUAUCCUCAAAGCAAAAGCAGAAGCUCUUACAAAGUACCUUGAAGUUCCUCUCAACCAAGUAUCUGCCUCUGUUUGAUGUUUUGUAUAAACUUAUAAAUACUUUAUCUGAUGUUGUAAAUUUGAAAUAUUUUUUUUCUACCACAAUUGUCCAGUCUUUGUUUUUACUAUAAGUAAUAGAAUAAAAUAAAUUACAUAGA
Argiope bruennichi is the source of this 628-nucleotide messenger RNA. RefSeq names its product ragulator complex protein LAMTOR2-like (gene Lamtor2). Gene Ontology annotation, cellular component: Ragulator complex. The coding region runs from base 127 to 507 and encodes 126 amino acids. Lineage: Eukaryota; Metazoa; Arthropoda; Arachnida; Araneae; Araneidae. The record is from RefSeq and is a predicted model, not a curated record. Gene Ontology annotation, molecular function: guanyl-nucleotide exchange factor activity; molecular adaptor activity. Gene Ontology annotation, biological process: cellular response to amino acid stimulus; positive regulation of TOR signaling. The transcript is spliced from 3 exons.